AUGGUCGUCUACGUCGUCGCCCAAAUGACGAUCCACGACCCUUCCACCUACCUCAAAUACACCUCCGUCUCCCACAAAUCAGUAACGCGGCACGGAGGCAAGUACCUCACCCGUGGCGAGCCGCUCUCUGUGCUCGAAGGCGACGCUCCCGAGCAGCGGAUGGUGAUCUUGGAGUUUCCAGACGAAGAAGCGGCGAGGAAGGCCUUCAGCGAUCCUGAGUACGUAGAAGCCGCAGGGUUUAGGCGUCAGGCUUCGAAAGGAUACAUGGUUAUGCAGAAAGGUUCGGAGAGGGGGGAGAAUCCAGAUCCGCAUGUUUGA
Molecule: messenger RNA, 318 nt
Organism: Aaosphaeria arxii CBS 175.79
Lineage: Eukaryota; Fungi; Ascomycota; Dothideomycetes; Pleosporales
Product: DUF1330-domain-containing protein
Exons: 1
Coding region: 1-318 (105 amino acids)
Source: RefSeq, a predicted model, not a curated record